AUGUCUCAUGAACAGGAUGGAUUUGACUGCAACAAGUGCGAGAAACCGAACUCGUUCGAAAACAUGGUGAUGUGCGACGCAUGCCUGGAUUGGUAUCAUCUGGGCUGCGCUGGUGUUACACCCGGAAUAGAGCACAGACCGUGGCACUGCGAAAAAUGUACGCCUCCUGUCCCUCCUUCGAUCGGAACAAGUCUGGACAAGGAUAAAAGAAAUAAGAAGUUACCAGCGAAGGAUGCUGCUGGUUCAAUCAACCCGGAGAACAGUCGUAAGAAAGACGGGGAUAGAGUGGAUCAUGAAAAACAUGGAGCAUCGCUGUUAACCGGCAGCGGCCUCAAGAACGUGCCUCCACGCGCGUCAUCAGCCGUCGAAAAAACUCCUAAAAAGCACCCGGAUAUCUCGAAGCGAGCUGAAACUGUGAAAGGAUCAGUGCGAGCCAGUACCCAUAGCUCUCGCGGCUCCAUCCAAGUAUCAUUACAGCGGUUGGAAGAGAAAAGAAAGUUGGAACUUCAGAAGCUCGAAAACCAGCGACGAGAGCUAGAACAAGAAAGGGCUCGCCUGCGGAAAGAAAAGGAGCUAGAAGAACAGGAAAAUGCGAUUGCCCGGCAGCAGCUACGGGAUUUGGAGCAGUACUUGGAAGAGAAGCACGAAUUAGAGGAACAACUUGAGGAUGAAAUUGUUUCUCAGUGCACUUCACGAUCCCGAAAGUCGAUGACGCGACAGUGGCUGGAAGACCAGGAGUCGCGCGACGGAGUUAGGCGAGAAAAAUGCGAAAAAGAAGAAGCUUCAGUGGCCGGCGUCUCCGCUGCUGGAAGAUCAUCGAACGAAAUAGAAAUAACAGCGAACACUGCUCCCAUGUUCUCAAAAAGCAAGCCUGCUGCUUCUGAGAGAAGAGCAACAGUCGAAAUCGGGAAUAGGCACCGUUUCGAGAAGGAAAUGGAAGCACGUGUUAAUGAAGAAAUCAUAACACAACCGAAUGCAAAUCAACUUGCCGCAAGACAGCUUUGGCCAAAAAAGCUGCCAUCGUUCUCGGGUGAUCCCGAGGAAUGGCCUAUAUUUUACAGCAGCUAUUUGGAUUCCAAUUCAGCAUGUGGAUUUUCACCGGUCGAGAAUAUCAUUAGACUCCGCGAAUGCCUUGUAGGCCCAGCACGUGAAGCUGUGGUGACAAAGUUGAUGUUCCCGCAUGCCGUGCCAUCGAUAAUGGAAACCCUUCGAAGAUUGUACGGGCGGCCUGAAUUGCUCGUGAAAAAUCUUCUUGCGAAAGUUCGACGUCUGGAUGCUCCAAAGCCGGAGCGGCUAGAUACCCUAGUGAAUUUUGGAAUGGCCGUUCAGCAGCUGUGCGACCAUCUGGAGGCCGCGAAUCUACGUAGUCAUCUGACAAACCCGACACUACUAGAAGAACUUGUGGAGAAGUUACCGGCUGCUAUUAAACUUGAUUGGGUCCGACACAAGCGAUUAUUCGUCGAUCCAUCUCUGAAAGAGUUUGGCGAAUUCAUGGACCGAUUAGUGGUGGAUGCUAGUGAGGUGACGACUCUCAUACCACCUAAGAGCAGCGGCAGCAACUCCGAAAGAACAAAGUCAAAUCAGAAAGCCCACAUCCACACUCACAACGAGAAUGCAGAUACGUCGAGAAACGACCCCCCUCGAAAGCCAUGCCCAAUUUGUGCAAAACUUGACCAUCGAGUUCGAAACUGUGACGAGUUCAAGCAGCUAUGUCUUGAGGCGCGUUUGAAUGCAGUAGAGAAGAACAAACUGUGCGAGAUUUGCCUCUACAAUCAUGGAAACUGGCCGUGUAAAUCAAGAUACUUCUGCAAUAUCGGAGACUGUCGCGCUCGGCAUCAUCCUCUACUGCAUCGAGACGCAGAAGCAACUGUGGUGCGAGCCGACUGCAAGGCGCAUCGAAUUGCAACGUCGGCCGUGUUGUUCCGCGUCGUUCCAAUCACAUUGCACAAUGGAACACGGAAUAUGGACAGUUUCGCUUUUCUUGAUGAGGGCUCAUCUCACACCUUGAUCGAUGCCAGUGUGACGCGUAGUCUAGGAAUCGUCGGUAUUGCGGAGCCGUUGGAAUUGACGUGGACCUCGAAUGUUAAUCGAAAGGAAAAUUUGUCAGAGCGCGUUGAUUUGGUGAUUUCAGCAAGGGGUGCACAGGAGCGAUUCAAAUUGUCAGACGCGCGCACUGUAGCUGCGUUAAAUCUACCGAAGCAAAAUUUGCAAAUGGAUGAAAUGGCCAGUCGUUUUAAACACCUGCGAGACGUUCCUAUGGCUUCGUUCCAAAACGCCGAACCGAAGGUACUUAUUGGUUUGCGCAAUCUCGAACUCUUAGUUCCGAUUGAGAGUCGAGUUGGUCGACCGAAUGAACCCAUCGCUGUAAGAAGUGUUUUAGGCUGGACAAUCUAUGGGCCUUCGGGCAUGAACCCCGAUGCACGCCCAUUUUUCGGGAUCCACGGGCACAAGACUAUCGCUGAACGGGAGCUGAACGAGAUGAUUAGACAACAGUUUGUUCUAGAGGACACCGGAAUCAGUCCUUCUCCAUUACCGGAAUCUGCGGAAAUCACUCGGGCUAGGGAGAUUCUGGAGCGAACAACAGUUCGUGAAGAUGGGCGAUUCGUCACUGGAUUACUGUGGAGAAACGACGAAAUAUGCUUUCCGGAUAGCCUACCUAUGGCGAUCAAAAGACUGAGAAAUCUUGAAUCGAAGUUAGCAAAAAAUCCAGAUUUAUGCGACAACGUACAUCGGCAAAUCCAAGAGUACAUCGAGAGAGGCUACGCUCACAAAGCGAAACGAGAUGAACUUCAGGAGGCCAACCCUGAUCGAGUGUGGUACUUGCCACUCAACAUAGUGACACAUCCUAAAAAGCCAGAAAAAAUACGACUUGUGUGGGACGCAGCCGCAAAAGUGAACGGAGUGUCACUAAACUCCCAGCUGUUGAAGGGACCCGACUUGCUGGUUCAAUUGCCGGGAGUUAUCUGUAAAUUUCGUGAAAGACGCGUCGGCUUCGGAGGAGAUAUCGAAAAGAUGUUUCACCAGAUUCGUAUCAAACCAGAAGACACCCAUUCGCAACGGUUCCUUUUCCGUUUCAAUACAAGCCAGCAGCCCGAUGUCUACAUCAUGGACGUUGCUACAUUUGGAGCCACUUGCUCUCCAUGCGCUGCACAAUUCGUUAUGCACAGAAACGCGGAAGAAAGCGCGAUUGAAUUUCCGGAAGCAGCACUGGCCAUCAAAGAGAAAACGUACAUGGACGAUUACUUCGACAGUGCUGAUACUCCGGAAGAAGCGUCGGAACGUGCCUUGCAAGUAAAACUGAUUCACUCGAGAGGCGGAUUCAAUAUGCGAAAUUGGGUAAGCAACAGCAUCCACGUUCUACAAAGCUUAGGAGUAGCGUCGGAGCAACGACUGCUCUCGAUUGACUGCAGUAAAGAAGAAAAACGACAACGUGUUCUCGGCAUAGCCUGGGACCCUGAAAAGGAUGUCUUCGUAUUUUCAACGAGCUGGCACAGUGAUUUGACUCCGUACGUGUUCGAAGAUCGGCGACCAACCAAGCGGAUUGCUUUGCGCAUCAUAAUGAGCCUCUUCGACCCGUUAGGACUGCUGGCACCGUUUUUGAUCCACGGUAGAAUGCUGAUACAGGAUCUUUGGCGACUUGGCUUGGAUUGGGAUGCUAACGUAGGCGAUAAAGAGCAUGAGAAGUGGCGGCGAUGGAUCAGUCUACUUCCGAGUAUCACUGAGCUAGAAAUCCCAAGGCACUACUUUGGAUCUGCCCAUCCCAGCUCAUACGGGUCAUUACAAUUGCAUGUCUUUACCGAUGCCAGUGAAAUGGGCUACGGAUGUGCGGCUUACUUUCGGCUCGUGUGCGACGGACAAGUACAAUGUUCACUGAUUAUGGCUCGAAGCAAAGUAGCCCCUCUCAAGUACCAGUCCAUUCCGCGAAUGGAACUCCAAGCGGCGCUUUUGGGAGCACGAAUGCUACAUACUGUGAGCGACAACCACUCAUUGCCAAUCGCGCAUAAGUACAUCCACACGGAUUCGGAGGUAGUUCUAGCCUGGAUUCGUUCGACACAUCGAAACUACAAGCAGUUCGUCGCUUGUCGAAUUGGGGAGAUUUUGUCACUGACUGAACCCAGGAACUGGCGAUAUGUGCCAUCGAAGGAGAAUUUGGCUGACUGCUUGACAAAGUGGGGCAAGGACACCGUGCCCGACUCAAACGGAAGGUGGUUCAAUGGUCGAAACUCAUUUCUCUACAGCGACAUGGACGAUUGGCCAAAACAAAAGCAAGUUCCGGAAACUAUCGAGGAGUUGAGAGCACAUCUCUUAUUACAUAAUAUCUCGGUACCUGAAGGCCUUAUCGAUGUUGGGAGAUUCUCAAAAUGGAAAGUGUUGCUUCGAACAGUUGCACUUGUACAUCGUUUCGUAUCGAAUUGUCGGCGGAAAACAGCAGGGCUUCCAAUUGAGGCAGUAACAACUUCUGCUUCUGUUCACAAAAACCACACAAUGCGCCCGUCGAUUCCUCUACGUCAGCACGAGUACCUUCAAGCAGAACAACUUCUGUGGAGAGUUGCACAAAAUGAUGCCUAUCCAGAUGAAACAAAAAUUCUACUCAGCAAUCGAGAUGAGUCACAUCUUGACAAAUGGGUAAGCCUGGAAAAAUCUAGCCCUCUAUAUAGGUUGUCUCCGUUUGCGGACCAGUUCGGCGUUAUUCGAGUGGAAGGCCGUACAGUCAACGCGAGUUAUGCAACGUUUGACGCCCGCUUUCCCAUAAUACUACCCAAGGACCACACAAUUACAACGCUGUUGUUGAGCGACUACCAUCGUCAAUACGGUCAUGCGAACCGUGAGACGGUGGUUAAUGAGGUACGGCAACGAUUCUACAUCUUCAAUCUACGGUCGGCGAUCGACAAAGUGAUGCGAAGCUGCCAGCGAUGCAAAUUGACUAAGUGUCAACCGCAAGUACCUCGAAUGGCACCCCUUCCCGAAGAGCGUCUAACGCCAUUUAUCAGGCCAUUCAGUUACGUCGGUGUAGAUUACCUGGGCCCUCUGGAGACAUUCGUAGGACGUCGACAGGAAAAACGAUACGUGGCUGUUUUCACAUGUCUGGUAACGCGUGCCAUUCAUUUGGAAGUCGCUCACAACUUGUCCACAGAUUCCUGCAUAAUGGCCGUAAGAAGAUUUGUCCGUAGGCGUGGACCGCCAGUUGAGAUAUUUUCAGACAACGGCACUAACUUCGUGGGUGCGAGUAAUGAGUUAGCCAAGCAGAUAAAACAUAUCAAUAAUGAGUGUGCCGAAACCUUUACCGAUGCGCGCACCAAAUGGACAUUCAACCCACCGUCCGCACCACAUAUGGGCGGCGUGUGGGAGCGAAUGGUUAGGAGUGUCAAGGAGGCGAUUCGAGCACUUGACGAUGGACGCAAAUUAAACGACGAGAUUUUACUGACGGUGUUGGCUGAAGCGGAAGGGUUCAUAAAUUCCAGACCUCUUACGUACAUGCCUCAGGGGUCAGCGGAUGGGGAAGCAAUCACACCGAAUCACUUCCUCUUGGGGAGAUCGUCUGGAAUGCAAGACCCAUUGAGAACACCGGUGGACUUGGCGUCAGCGUUAAGAAGCAGCUACCAAAGGUCACAAUUCCUGUCUGAUGCAGUUUGGCAACGAUGGCUGAAGGAAUACUUCCCUACCUUGAACAAACGGUCCAAGUGGUUCACCGAUGGUAAGCCGGUGCAGGUUGGUGAUUUGGUCUACGUUGCCGAAGGAAGUCGAAGAACUUGGGUGCGUGGCCAAGUGAUGCAGGUGAUCGUGGGGAGUGACGGAAGAGUUCGACAAGCAAUCAUAAGAACGGCGGGAGGCAAGGAGCUGAAGCGACCGGUCGUCAAGCUAGCAGUGAUGGAGGUUGCUGGAAGUGAAUCCUUCACAGACCCCAAAGGUCCUCAUCAGGAUCCACGGGGUGGGGGAUGUUCUGGCACCACUGCUAAGCUUCGCCAGGAUAAUGACAACCCGAAGAAUGACAGACAAAGCGGUCUGUCAGAAGCGUCAUGA
Messenger RNA from Aedes albopictus (Asian tiger mosquito), 6021 nucleotides. RefSeq lists its product as uncharacterized. Gene Ontology annotation, biological process: DNA integration. Gene Ontology annotation, molecular function: nucleic acid binding. The transcript has a single exon. The record is from RefSeq and is a predicted model, not a curated record. The coding region runs from base 1 to 6021 and encodes 2006 amino acids. Lineage: Eukaryota; Metazoa; Arthropoda; Insecta; Diptera; Culicidae.